This is a messenger RNA of Musa acuminata subsp. malaccensis (wild Malaysian banana), 520 nucleotides long. Lineage: Eukaryota; Viridiplantae; Streptophyta; Magnoliopsida; Zingiberales; Musaceae. The record is from RefSeq and is a predicted model, not a curated record.
UUACAGAAAGGAAGUGGAAGGAUAAGAUCAAAGGAGAGGAAUGAGGCCUGCAAGCUUGUCAAGUAUGAGUGCAUCCAAUCUGUGGCAUACUCCAAUUCCUUACCUCUUUGGAGGUCUUGCUGCAGCAAUGAUCCUUAUAGCAGCUGCUCUCAUCAUACUAGCAAUCUCACACUGGAGAUCGUCUCGAGAUCAGAACUCGCGGUCGCCGAGCCUACCGGAGAAGCCUGUGAUUGUGCAUUUAGACAUGGAGCCAAAGUUCGUGGUCGUAAUGGCUGGGGAUAGCAAGCCUAGCUUUAUAGCAAAGCCUUUCUCCUUGGUCCGGGAUGCACCAAAGCCAUCAAUCCCACCAAGUUCUCUCAGCCAAGAGCCGUGAUCAUUGAUGACUUAUGUUGUUGCCCUACUGUUGAUCUUUCCCUUCUCUUUUCUGCUUCUGUACUCCCUCUUAGUUUUGUCUCGGCAAAAGCCCAAUUGAGUGUAAACUUUGAGUUGAGAUCGCCAAAGAAAGAUCUUUCAUCUGCUA